Molecule: messenger RNA, 733 nt
Organism: Limanda limanda (common dab)
Lineage: Eukaryota; Metazoa; Chordata; Actinopteri; Pleuronectiformes; Pleuronectidae
Product: cystatin-B-like
Exons: 2
Coding region: 409-639 (76 amino acids)
Cellular component (GO): cytosol
Molecular function (GO): cysteine-type endopeptidase inhibitor activity
Source: RefSeq, a predicted model, not a curated record
CCCGCCCAGUGCUGCUUUGAAGUCCUAGAAAUUUUAGAAAUUGUAUUUUAAUGUUGGCAAUGAGUCAAAAUGUGAACAUGUAUGUUGAAACCAACGUCUUUACUUUCAUUUUAAAAUCGGUUUGUGACUUCGUUGACCUUUCCUCUACACCCCUCUCCCUUGCAGAUGGAUGGUACGCUCCAAAAUAUCUUAUGAUCACUGACUAACUGUGACUUCCUCCUUAGAAGAAUAAAAGAUGCUUUUCGUGUGUUUGUUAUUUUUGCUGCAAUCAACAACAUCUCGACUCCCUGAGGAGAUGUGCGUUGGACUCUCUGAGGUUUUAGAAGCAUAUUGAGAAAUCCAGAUGAUCUCUGACACUGUGAGUAGAGAAACCAUUGUUCCUCGCUGUUCUCUGGUAUAUAUUCAAACAUGGACAGGGUUUGUGAAGCAAGGACAGGGAAGAACUACGACGUGUUCACAGCCAAGUCGUACAGGACAGGGCAAGUGGCCGGGACCAACUACUUCAUUAAGGUCCAUGUGGGAGGAGAUGCUCAUGUUCAUCUCCGCGUUUACAAAAAACUGCCAUGUUAUGGAGGAACCCUUGAGCUGACUGACCUACAGCAAGGCAAAAGCUACGAUGACCCUAUUAAGUCUUUCUAAAAGGACCACAAACCAAACAAAGCAUCCUAUCAGUGCCUACAGGCUGUUCAAUCAACUAAUCUCACAUUAACCUGGCUCUGUCAACACAUUUUUG